AUGUUGCCCACCCGAGGUGUAAUAGCGGACUUCCUGAGCGGCGAGUGGCCUAGGGAGGACGGGCCUGGGCUGAUUCACUUUAGGCUCUCUAGAUUCCGCAACUUUGCAGCCACUCUCAUUUCGCCCAUGCCCCCGGCCUGGAUAGCAGUAAUCGGCAACACCGGGCAUGUCUUUGAAUCGGGCGACGCCGGCUGCUGGUACCAUGUCUUGGCUCUUGCGGUGGACCAUAUCCUGGAUAAUUCAUCGGAGGACGACGGCCUGACACCCACCCUCGCCAUGGACGCCUCACCAGCCCCGAAACCUGGGCACCUCCUCUUGAACAUGUUUUUCAAGAUUAAUGGCCCCGGCAUACCCAGAGAAACCCACUAUACACUGCCAACCAAGACGUCAAUGUCGAACAUUGUACGCGACGAGCUGUCCUUCAAAGACGUGCACGAGGUAACCGACUUCUCGCUCUCCAAAUUCCUCGAAUUCGCAGCCCAGUACAUUUCGCCCAUGCCCCAGGCGUGGAUAGCAGUGGCCCGUUACUCGGGCCACGUCUUUGCCUCGGACGACGAAGAAGGCUGGUUCCGCGCCUUGGGUCUUAUCGCGCAGGCCAGGAUGGCCAUCACUUGCCCGUGGCACGACGACGCGGAACCCCCCUUUAUAGCCAUUGUUCCGCUCGAGCAAGACCUGCCGGCGGGUGUAACGACGCACACCUUCAAACACGAGGAUCUGCUCCUCAAGACGAAAGAGUACCUCGGCGAGAGAGCGCCCGAUUUUUUCGAUGGUGACUGCCAACUCCAGAAUUGGCCUCUCCCCGGCGAACUGUCGGACGAGGACCUGUAA
Molecule: messenger RNA, 828 nt
Organism: Trichoderma gamsii
Lineage: Eukaryota; Fungi; Ascomycota; Sordariomycetes; Hypocreales; Hypocreaceae
Exons: 2
Coding region: 1-828 (275 amino acids)
Source: RefSeq, a predicted model, not a curated record